GCACAAGCACCACAGGUAAGGAGAAACUGGAUGGGCUUCAGUUACAGAUGGGAGGACAGGCACAAAAGCUAGUGAUUGAAGUGGACACACGCUGGAACAGCACAUACCUCAUGUUGGAACAUCUGUUUCAACUGAGAGAGCCAGUGGCAGCAGCUCUGGCAACACUGAGAACAGACAUAACCCCACUGACUUCUCAGGAACAUCAGACAAUAGAGGAGUGUUUGCCCAUAUUGUCCCCAUUUAACCAGGCAACAGUGGAGCUCUCAGAAGAGAGAAGGGUAUCAAUUUCAAAAGUUAUACCCUUGAUGAAGAUGCUGUAUCAUACAGUGCUUGCUAAGUCUGAGCAUCUUAGUAAUGAUGUGGCAAGGCUGCUCUCUGAUAACCCUUUAAGGCGUAUCAGAGAAAAUGUGGCAGGCAAUGAAUCUUUAAGUGUCAUGACAAUGGCCACUAUGCUGGACCCAAGGUUCAAAACCCUUGGAUUCCUCAGCCAAAAUAAGGCACAAGAGGCAGUACGGCGGCUGAAGGCUGAAUGUUCUGUCGUGAUUGGAAACAGUGAAGCUGUUCAACUGCCAGGUCCAUCAGAGGCAGCUGAAGGUACCAGCAGCUCUGGUGAACUGUGGUCUCUGCUGGAUGCCACAGUGAAUCAGAAAAGACGAAGCUCAAAUGCCACAGCAGAUGCCAUUGUAGAAGUGGAGCGGUACCUGGCUGAAAAUAACUUGAGAAGAAAUGAGGAUCCACUGGAGUAUUGGCAUACACAAAAACAUGUGUAUCCUCAUUUAUACCACCUGGCACUAAGGUUCCUGUGUUCACCAGCGUCAUCAGUGCCUUGUGAGAGGGUGUUCUCUAAGGCUGGAGAGGUUAUCAGCAAAAGGAGGAACCGCCUCAAACCAGAAACUGUGAAAAAAGUCCUGUUUUUAAAUAAAAAUGAUUAA
This is a messenger RNA of Sphaeramia orbicularis (orbiculate cardinalfish), 932 nucleotides long. RefSeq names its product zinc finger BED domain-containing protein 1-like. Gene Ontology annotation, molecular function: protein dimerization activity. The coding region runs from base 48 to 932 and encodes 294 amino acids. The transcript has 2 exons. The record is from RefSeq and is a predicted model, not a curated record. Lineage: Eukaryota; Metazoa; Chordata; Actinopteri; Kurtiformes; Apogonidae.